Entamoeba nuttalli P19 is the source of this 549-nucleotide messenger RNA. RefSeq lists its product as hypothetical. The transcript has a single exon. The record is from RefSeq and is a predicted model, not a curated record. Bases 1 to 549 code for a protein of 182 amino acids. Lineage: Eukaryota; Evosea; Mastigamoebida; Endamoebidae.
AUGUAUGAAUUAAAUUAUGACAUAUUAGAGGAGUUAUUAACACUUUAUGGUAGUGUGUAUAGUCCACCAGUUGAGUUAAAGUCAAUGAAGGGUACAAUACUCACUAUGCUUAUAGAAAAUUUUGAAUAUAUUUUCCCAAAUAUUCAAGGAGAAAUUGAUGUAAUAAAACAAAAUUUUAAUGGAGCAGAGCCAUUUGAUUUAAUAAAACGUUCAGUAUUUAAAGAGUAUGUUAAGAAGAAACUAGCAGAAAUUAAUCAAGAAACAAAAGGAGAUAAUAAAAAUGAAAUAAAAAGUGAAGAAGAAAAAGAAGAGAAAAAAGAAGAUGAAAUUAAAACAAUGUUUAGAAGAAAACAAAAAAGAGUUCAAGUAGAUGAAAAAGAUUUAGAUUUUAAGCUUCAACAAUAUUAUUUAAUUGAAACAGAAGAAACAAUUGAGACAAGAAUUGAAGAACUUAAGAAACAAAUAAGUGAAUUAAAAAAUACAGUAUUAGAACAAGGAAAAACAAUUAAUAUGUUACAAAAUGAAUAUACCAAACAACACUCUAAAUGA